Messenger RNA from Ananas comosus (pineapple), 935 nucleotides. RefSeq lists its product as uncharacterized. The transcript is spliced from 3 exons. The record is from RefSeq and is a predicted model, not a curated record. The coding region runs from base 1 to 861 and encodes 286 amino acids. NCBI's taxonomy places the organism in Eukaryota, Viridiplantae, Streptophyta, Magnoliopsida, Poales, Bromeliaceae.
AUGGCUUGGUCCGCCGAGAACGCUACUAAAGCUUACCUCCGAACCCUCAACCUGUUUCUUCUGCGGCAGGGAAACAGGGGCAUAUUGGAACCGGGCGUCGCGGAGUUCAUUUCGGCCCUGGCGGCAGGGACUGGCGCGCGGGUCAUGGUGGAAGUCUGCGGUGACUCCGGCGCUGGCCCCACCACCCUGGCCCUCAUUGCAGCCGCCAGCCAGACCGGCGGUCACGCCGUCUGCAUCCUCCGCGGUCCAGAGGAGCUCCAUUCGUCGACCCGGUUCCUCGGCCCCGACCACUCCCGACAGGUCGACCUUGUCCUCGGAGACCCCGAGGAGCUCCUCUUAAGGGAGUACCGCAGCGCUGACUUUGUACUUGUUGAUUGCCAGGUAUGUAAAACUAAGUGGUGUAUUAAGAUAGAGAAAAUUUACUAUAUAACAGUACAUCACAUCAUUUAUAUCCAGUCAAUCACAUUUUUUUUAGCAAAUAUUUGUCAUUUAUUUGACCGUUCGAAGAACGGUAUUUUAAUAUUUUAUAUUCGACACCAGGUUUACGGCAGCGAACGUGCGUUCAAGGCGGCUCAGCGCGGAGCAGCGGAGGCAGCAGGCGGGGGUGUUGUGGUGGGUUAUAAUGCAAUGUGCGGCGGCAGCGGCGACGGCUUCAAUGAUAGCAGCAGCGGAAGGAGAGGUGGUAUGAAGAUUGAGCUGCUACCGAUCGGCGGCGGGCUUAGGGUUUGCCGGGUGCCGCCGUCCACGGUAGAGGCUGCUGCUGCGGCUGCAGGGAGGAGGAGCAGGUGGGUGGUUAGGGUUGAUGAGGGCACCGGCGAGGAGCACGUGUUUAGGAUCACACGCCAAGGAGAAAUGGGAUAAAAGCUUGAUUCGUAUACACAUGCAUUACGUGCGUUCCUUUUAGCUCUUCUCAGUUUUUGUGUUUUACAUAUGUG